This is a messenger RNA of Cucurbita maxima (winter squash), 2356 nucleotides long. Its product is annotated as L-type lectin-domain containing receptor kinase VII.1-like. Gene Ontology annotation, molecular function: ATP binding; carbohydrate binding; protein kinase activity. Gene Ontology annotation, biological process: protein phosphorylation. The record is from RefSeq and is a predicted model, not a curated record. Gene Ontology annotation, cellular component: plasma membrane. The transcript has a single exon. The coding region runs from base 133 to 2169 and encodes 678 amino acids. NCBI's taxonomy places the organism in Eukaryota, Viridiplantae, Streptophyta, Magnoliopsida, Cucurbitales, Cucurbitaceae.
GAAAAUGCAAUUUAAGCUAAGAAAGUGGAUUGGAUUAGAGGUAAAAAGAGAGUCGGUGUCGUACAGGGUUUUGAAGCCUAAUAGUUGACCAUCUAACCGUGUGCUUCCUCUGUUUCUUCUCUGCUCCCUCCAAUGGCCGCUCUGAAACUCCCAAUUCUUCUCCUCUCUUUCCCCCUUCUUUUCUGCUCCAUAUCCGCCCUUGAUUUCGUCUUCAACGGCUUCAAUUCCACCGAUGUCUUCCUCUACGGCAACGCCAUCAUUGAAUCCCGUAUCCUCGCCCUCACCAACCAAACCAGUUUCUCAAUCGGUCGCGCUCUGUACCCUUCCAAGAUCCCCACUAGGGCACCCAAUUCCUCCCGCCUCUACUCCUUCUCCACUUCUUUCAUCUUCGCCAUGGCCCCUUACAGGGAUACCCUUCCUGGACAUGGCUUGGUUUUCAUUUUUGUUCGGGAGACUGGGAUCCACGGAACUUCCUCCGCUCAGAAUUUGGGGUUUUUGAACUUCACCCUUAAUGGGAACCCUAAUAACCAUGUCUUUGGAAUUGAAUUCGAUGUGUUUGAUAAUGAGGAAUUCAAUGACCCCGACGACAAUCAUGUGGGGAUCGACUUGAAUUCCUUGACGUCUACCGCUACCGAAGAAGCUGGGUUUUGGUCCGACGAUGGCUCGUUUAAUAGGUUCCGACUUAAUAGCGGAGAAAAUUAUCAAGUCUGGAUUGAUUAUUCCGAUUUUCAGAUGAAUGUUACGAUGGCUCCGGCGGGGAUGAAGAGGCCACGGCGGCCGUUGAUUAACGCCUCUCUGAAUCUCUCCCAUAUUUUCACCGACGAAAUGUAUGUGGGGUUUACGAGCUCUACAGGGCAGUUGGUUCAAGGCCACAACAUUUUAGCCUGGAGUUUCAGUAACUCUAAUUUUUCGUUGAGCGAGAGUUUGAUUACCGCUGGAUUGCCUUCCUUCGUCCUCCCAAAAGACCCGAUUACUAAAUCGAAGUGGUUCAUCGCCGGAGUGACGGCCGGCGGAUUCCUAUUCGUUUUCUUCAUAGCUACGAUUUUGGGGAUUUUUAUUGCAGACCACCGGAGGAGAGCGAGGGCAAGAGCGGAAAUGGAAGACUGGGAAUUGGAGUAUUGGCCACACCGAAUUACAUAUCAAGAAAUCGAAUCGGCAACCAAAGGGUUUGCAGAAGAAAAUGUCAUCGGAAUCGGAGGGAAUGGAAAGGUGCAUAAAGGGGUUUUGACUGGAGGUGGUUCGGAAGUUGCAGUGAAACGAAUUUCUCACGAAAACGACGGGAUGCGAGAGUUCUUAGCUGAAAUAUCGAGUAUAGGGAGAUUGAAACACAGAAAUCUAGUCAGUUUGAGAGGUUGGUGUAAGAAAGAGACAGGGAAUUUCUUACUCAUCUACGAUUACAUGGAAAAUGGAAGUUUAGACAAAUGGGUAUUUGAUUGCGACGAAAGAAACAUGUUGAGGUUCGAGGAUCGAAUUCGAGUAUUGAAAAACGUAGCUUCAGGGGUCUUGUAUUUACACGAAGGAUGGGAAUCAAAGGUCCUCCAUAGGGACAUAAAAGCUAGCAAUGUGUUGCUGGACAAAGACAUGAAUGGAAGACUAGGAGAUUUUGGUUUGGCUCGAGUCCAUAGCCACAACCAAGUAGCUAGCACGACUCGAAUCGUUGGCACCAUGGGCUACAUCGCGCCGGAGUUGAUUCGAACGGGACGAGCCUCGACUGAAACAGACGUGUUUGGUUUUGGUGUUUUGAUUUUGGAAGUGAUGUGUGGGAGGAGACCAAUAGAGGAAGGGAAGCCAGCAUUAGUGGAUUGGGUUCGACGAUUGGCGGCUGAAGGGGAGAUCACAGCAGCAGUCGACGAGCGACUGAGGAAGAAGGGCGGGUGGAACGAGGAGGAAGUCGAGAGAGUGUUACAUUUGGGAUUGUUAUGUGUACAUCCCGACCCGAAAACUCGACCGAAGAUGAGGCAAAUUGUGAAAAUUUUGGAAGGAAAAAUAGAGAUGGAUGAGAAUGAGAGUGAGAGCAUGAAUGCUUAUUUGCUUGAAAGAUUGAAGUCGCAAGGAACGUGGUGUGAUUCUAGCGUUGGUUUUGGGCAUAAACAUCCAACGUUUGAGGAUUUUCUUCAGUCUUCUUCAACCUCCAUGUCUUGGUCCGAUUCCAUUGUAGUGGGCAGGUGAGGAAGCCAUCGGCCUUGGAAACUCAUUGUAAUGGAUUAUUGCUUUUUAUAGCGUACAUAAACAAACUACUUUUAAACACUCUUUUGGGCUUUCGGCCCGUUUGUAAGAUUCCACAGUGGCCCACCUAUGCCCAUAAUCAUGGAUAUGGGCCUUACGAGGCCCAAAUUAUGGACGAUGGAUUUGAAUA